AGGUGCUGUUGAUGUGGCAUCAAGAAGUCCAAUGGCAUCUUGGUUCAGUGCAAUGCUUUUCUGCUUUGGUGGGGGACUCUUAUCAUCUCUAAUGCUAGCAGAACCCCCUUUAGCAAUCUUGUCGAAUACCACUAAUAUCAUUUUUGCUUCUGUGAUUUGGUAUAUGGUAUAUUACUUUCCACACGACCUGGUCUACAGAAUUUUUUGCUUCCUACCUCUUCGAGUUAUUGCUGCCGCAAUGAAGGAAGUGACCAGAACUUGGAAAAUCUUAUCUGGAGUCACACAGGCAGAUAGCCGUUUCAGAGAUGCCUGGCUUGUCAUGAUUGCCAAUGGCUGGGCUAAAGCUGCAGGAGGUGGUCUGAUUUCUAACUUUGAGCAACUAGUCCGAGGUGUCUGGAAACCUGAGAACAAUGAACUACUGAAAAUGUCAUUCCCUGUUAAAAUCAGUUUACUUGGAGCAGUUUUAUUUACACUGCAACACAUUCACCUUCUACCUAUAGCAAGAUAUCACCUUAUAUUUAUCUACACCAUGUUUCUAAUUACUACAAAGGUAGGUAUGAUAAAAGUCUAUUGUCUAAAGUCUAAAAGGUUUUUACUGGAACACUGA
This is a messenger RNA of Staurois parvus, 607 nucleotides long. The record is from the annotation of a GenBank genome assembly. NCBI's taxonomy places the organism in Eukaryota, Metazoa, Chordata, Amphibia, Anura, Ranidae.